Messenger RNA from Penicillium taxi, 5604 nucleotides. RefSeq lists its product as uncharacterized. The transcript is spliced from 4 exons. Lineage: Eukaryota; Fungi; Ascomycota; Eurotiomycetes; Eurotiales; Aspergillaceae. The record is from RefSeq and is a predicted model, not a curated record. Gene Ontology annotation, molecular function: fatty acid synthase activity; 3-oxoacyl-[acyl-carrier-protein] synthase activity; oxidoreductase activity. Bases 1 to 5604 code for a protein of 1867 amino acids. Gene Ontology annotation, biological process: secondary metabolite biosynthetic process; fatty acid biosynthetic process.
AUGGCAAAUUCGAUCGACCAUAAUGAGGCGCAGGUUCAAGGAGAGGGGAGGGUGCUGCAGCCUAUUGCUAUCAUCGGUUAUGCCUGUCGACUAUCGGGUCAGGUUGCCUCCCCCGGCGACUUAUGGGAGCUCUGCACUCGAGGUCGGAGUGGCUGGUCACUCAUACCCAAAGAUCGAUUCUCUGCAGGCGCUUAUCACCAUCCGAAUUCAUCCAAGCCGGGUACAAUCAAUCCCGAGGGUGGUUACUUCCUAAACGAGGAGAAUCUUUCUCGAUUUGAUGCUCCAUUCUUCAAUGUGACAGUUCAAGAGGCCAUUUCCAUGGACCCACAGCAACGACUUCUGUUAGAGUGUUCCUAUGAGGCAUUGGAGAGUGCCGGUAUUCCUAAAGAGUCUCUUUCAGGACGUAAGGUUGGUGUGUUUGUUGGUGGAAAUUUUGCGGACUACGAGUUACGAAAUCUUCGGGAUAUCGAUACCUGUCCGAUGUACCAGGCCACCGGAAACGCCCCUUCUCUCCAGUCUAAUCGCAUAUCAUACUUCUUCAACUUACAAGGGCCCAGUAUCACCCUCGAUACUGCUUGCUCUUCGUCUCUUGUCGCUCUGCAUUAUGCAGUGCAGAGUUUGCGAACUGGUGAAUCGAGUGAAGCCCUUGUCGCUGGAUCUAAAUCCGGAUUUGCACGUGGAGAGGGCGCAGGGGUUGUGCUUCUCAAACCACUUGACGCUGCAAUUCGCGACCAAGAUCCCAUUCGGGCCAUUAUCGCUAAUACUGGAGUCAAUCAAGACGGCAGAACUAAGGGAAUUACGUUACCUAAUGGCGAAGCCCAGGAAGACCUGAUCCGGCAAGUAUAUAGCAAUGCACAGCUAAAUCCAGAUGAAUGCGGGUUUGCAGAAAUGCAUGGUACUGGCACCAAAGCUGGAGAUCCAAUUGAGGCUAAAGCAGUUCACGGAGCUUUGGGAAACAAUCGAACAGCGAGGAAUCCACUUUAUAUUGGGUCUGUGAAAUCGAAUGUGGGCCAUCUUGAAGGGGCAAGCGGAAUGGCCUCCCUCAUUAAGGCCGCUAUGAUGCUUGACAGGGGCCUUCUGCUACCAAACGCUGAUUUCAAAAAACCCAACCCCAAUAUUCCUUUGAAUGAAUGGCAUAUGAAAGUGAUCACAUCCACCCGCCCUUGGCCUAGAGGUAAGAAAUAUGUCAGCGUCUCAAACUAUGGGUUCGGAGGCACAAAUGCACAUGCUGUUCUUGAAAAGCCACCGCCACUGGCCGAAAAUCAGGACAAUCCUGAUGCAGAUAAUGAUCCCUUACGCAAACUCUUUUUGAUCUCGGCCAACGAUAAAGAUUCCUUGAAAAUCAGAAUCAACGAUUUUGGUGUAUAUUUUGAACAACGACCGGAAGUGUUUGAGAAGUCUUUGUUCGGUAACUUUGCCUACACUCUUGGGAGCAAAAUGUCAAACCUCUCAUAUCGGAUCGCUGUAUCCGCAACAUCACUGGAUGAGCUCAGUAUCCGCCUGGCGCAGUUGAAGUCUAAUCCAACUCGAGUGCUUGGAACUCCAAACAUUGCAUUUGUCUUUACGGGACAGGGAGCUCAAUGGGCACAAAUGGGAACUCAACUUAUGGAUGAAUACCCAGUGUUCUCCUCGGCCCUUGUAGAGGCGGAUCUGUGCCUCCGCAACCUCGGUGCCGAGUUUUCCCUUCUUGAAGUUCUCCAGAAGGAUAGUCAAUCGUCUGAAAUCAACUCGCCGCAUCUCAGUCAGCCUGCCUGCACUGCUCUUCAAAUCGCACUUACAGAUUUGCUUCAAUCAUGGGGUAUCAAACCUACCUCCGUCAUUGGACACAGCUCUGGCGAGAUCGGAGCAGCAUACGCAGCUGGCUUAUACGACCUGGAAGCCGCCAUGUCACUGGCUUACCGUCGUGGUCAAAUGACGCAACUACUCAAAAAAUCAUUCCCAUUCUUGCAAGGGGGUAUGAUUGCUGUUGGUUGUGGCCCUGAGACCAUCAGACCUAUACUCAAGACGCUCAAAGGAUACUUGACAAUCGCAUGUGUCAACAGUCCCUCCAGUGUCACCGUUUCGGGAGAUGUUCUAGCCAUCGAUGAGUUGGAGGCGAUCUUGCAAGAGAAACACUUCUUCAAUCGAAAGCUCAAGAUUGACGUUGCCUACCACUCCAAUCAUAUGAAAAAUGUGGCCGAGGCAUAUCUCGCCUCAAUCGAAGAUAUUCAGCCAUCCCCAGUGGCAAAGGCCAAGUUUUUUUCUUCUGUCACUGGUGAAUAUGCUCAGGCAUCUGAGCUGAACCCUUCAUACUGGGUGAAGAACCUCACAUCCUCAGUGCUUUUCUCCGACGCUCUGAGUAAAAUAUGUGCAGAUGAAGACACUCGACCUAGCUUGCUUAUCGAGAUUGGCCCACACUCUGCGCUGAAGGGCCCAAUUCUGGAUAUACUGAAAAGUCUGGGUUCAGCAAGCUCGAAAAUUGCCUAUUUUCCCACUAUCGUGCGGAAUAUUGAGCCCUCCCAGUCUGUUCUUGAUGCAGCCGGUGCCGCAUUCGUACGAGGAGUCGCCCUGAAGAUGAAUGAGGUGAACUUUUCUCGAAGUGGCGGGCGCACUCGGUCUUUUUUGACAGACUUGCCUCGAUACCCCUGGCAACAUAAUACUCGCUAUUGGCAUGAGUCUCGCAUUGUACAAAAGCAUAGUUCCAGAGAUGGUAUUCGAAAUGAUAUGUUAGGCGCACUGGCCAUAUACUCAAACGAUCUUGAGCCAACAUGGCGCAACAUUGUUCGGCUUGAUGACAUACCAUGGCUUCGAGAGCACAAAAUGCAGGGAAUGAACGUAUAUCCUAUGGCCGGCUAUCUCUCUAUGGCUGUUGAGGCAGCUCGCCGUCGAGCAAAGCAAAAUGAUGCCUCAUUCACUCAAUUUGAGCUUCGCGAGGUGAAGGUGGGCUCAGCACUUGUAUUAAUCGACGAUUUCGAUGCAGAGACAACUAUCUCUCUCCGCCCAUAUGCUGAAGGAACUCGCGGUAACUCGGAUGUUUGGGAUGAGUUCCACAUCUCUUCAUGGUCGUUUAAGAGAGGCUGGACGCAGCAUUGUUCCGGUCUUAUCGGGACUAGGGCCAACAAAAUGCAGCAGUCAUCGGUCUCCAAUAUCGCUGAGACUGACGUGGAGCAUUUCCAGGCUCAAAUCGCUAAUGUAAAGGCAAAAGCCACGUAUAAGAUCGACACCAAGGAGAUGUAUCAAGUUCUUUCUGAUAUUGGUGCUUCUUAUGGCCAAACUUUUCAGGGCCUGGAAAAUUGCUUUUCAGACGCUCGCCAUAGUCGCGCCGAUCUUGUGGUUAAGGAUACAAAGAGUAUGAUGCCAAAGAAAUUUGAAGCCCCCUUAACUAUCCAUCCAUCCUUCCUCGACGGUCUUCUGCAUCUUGUCUGGCCGAUUCUUGGACGGGGUCGAAUGGAAUUGGAGACUCUUUAUAUGCCCACAAUGAUCAAAAAUUUGAUAAUCACCGAUCAUAUCCCAUCAAUUCCCGGUCAAUUUGUGAAGGCCUGGUGUAAUGGAGGUCCCAGCAAAGCGAUCCCAGAGCCAACCAGUUUUGAUAUGUGGAUGACGCCGGAAAAUUCUGCCGAUGUUUUGAUCGCUAUGGAGGGUCUCAUCAUGACUCCACUCAAAGACCCAGGCCUGCUUCGUGGUAAUAAUAUUCGCGACUUAUGCUACAAGUUCCAGUGGCUACCCUUGUCUGAUGCUGAAAGCCAAGUCGAUAGUGAGAUUGAUGAGUCCAAAAAGACGGCCACAAAUGGAGUACCCAUUACCAAUGGCCAUCUCAUCCCCAAGAACAAGCCUAGUAUAAAUGAAAACGGUAUAUAUGAUCGUAGUGAUGUUAUCAUCACAUCUUGGGGCGCCGUUGGGGAAGUUGCCGAAAACCUGAGCAGCGCCAUCUCGAACAAAACCAAUAGAUGGCAACCGUCAAUUUCAGAGUUUGAAGCAGUCGAAGCCUCAAUGAAGCACGUCAUUGUUCUACAAACCGGCGCAUAUUCACUUCGUGACCUCACUACCGAUUCUUUCAACAAUCUCAAAGCUACUCUCCUCAAUGCUUCCCACGUAAUUUGGGUCUUCGGGGCAGGUAAUCCAGACGCCCAUAUGAUUGUCGGCCUGACGCGCAGUCUGCGGUCCGAGACUUUGGCAAAGGUUGCCACGCUUGGACUAGACGCUGACGAUCUAGCAAAUCCAGCAAGUUCAGUCCUUGCAGCGAUGGAGAUACUAUGGCCAGCACAAAACGAGAAGCCCUGCAAGGAUCUUGAACUCAAGGCGAAGGGAACCGAAAUUCUUGUUCCGCGCAUUCUUGACGAUGAUGCAGCGAAUUCAUUCGUGCACAAUGAGACUCAUGACAUGACAGUCUCAUCUCAGCCAUUUUUCCAGCCUGACCGGCGCUUCAAGUUACAGAUUGCCAGCCCUGGUGCUCUGGAUACUAUGUACUUUGUGGAUGAUGCUCUUGAUUCGCUGAGUGACAGCGAUAUUGAGAUCGCAGUCAAGGCGACUGGUCUUAACUUUAAAGAUAUUGUUGUGACAAUGGGUCAGCUUGCGCAACCAUACAUUGGAAUUGAAUGCAGCGGUGUGGUUUCUGCGGUCGGCAAAGAUGUUCACGACAUCCAAAUUGGCCAGCGAGUCAUGGCCUUGCCAGAGGGUGCCUAUUCGACAUUUGCCCGAUGCAAAGCGACCAGUGCGACGACAAUACCCGAGAAUAUUUCGUUCGAGGUGGCAGCUACCGUACCAGUUGUGUUCUGCACCUCAUAUUAUGCACUCUUCGAUCUUGGUCAGCUUCAAGCUGGGGAAAGUGUUCUCAUUCAUGCCGGCGCUGGCGGUGUCGGACAAUCUGCCAUCAUGCUGGCUCAGAUGAUCGGCACCGAUAUAUUUGUCACGGUCGGCAGUUUAGAGAAAAAGAUGUUCCUAAUGGGUCACUACAAUAUCCCCGAGGAUCGCAUCUUCUACAGUCGUGAUACAUCCUUUGGCCGUGGAAUUCGCAGACUAACCGGUGGUAAAGGAGUCGAUGUGGUGCUCAACUCGCUGGCAGGGGAUCUCCUGCGAGAGACAUGGGAGUGUCUUGCUCCAUUUGGUCGAUUUAUCGAAAUUGGCAAGGCUGAUAUCACCAAGAAUACACGCUUGGACAUGCUACCAUUUGAAAAUAAUGUCACAUUCGCAUCCGUUGACCUUAGCAAAGUCGCGCUAUACCGGCCACAAUUGAUGAAGCGACUCUUGAGUGAUGUCAGCAAGCUUCUGAACCAGGGGACCAGCUCCUCUCUUUUGAGAGCUGAUGCCUCGUAUAUACUCAUCGGUGGUACAGGUGGUCUGGGAAGAAGUAUGGCGAAGUGGAUGUCUGCGAAGGGUGCGAGAAACAUCGUGCUUGUUUCCCGUCGGGCCUCACCAGUUAAUGACAAGGUGCAACUCCUCAUCGAUGAGAUGGCCCUGGAUGGAACAAUUAUCACUGUCAAGGCCUGUGACGUGAGCAGCAAAUAUUCGGUUGAAACACUCAUCAAGGAGGACAUGAAAGAUCUGCCCCCAGUUCGAGGUGUCGUUCAUGGCGCUAUGGUUCUUCGGGUAAUGAGACACCCUGCAUCACAUUUCUCUACCAACUAA